Macrosteles quadrilineatus (aster leafhopper) is the source of this 12230-nucleotide messenger RNA. It is a transcript of the gene Hml, whose product is annotated as hemocytin. Bases 15 to 12182 code for a protein of 4055 amino acids. Gene Ontology annotation, cellular component: extracellular region; extracellular matrix. The transcript is spliced from 83 exons. The record is from RefSeq and is a predicted model, not a curated record. Gene Ontology annotation, molecular function: protein binding; chitin binding. NCBI's taxonomy places the organism in Eukaryota, Metazoa, Arthropoda, Insecta, Hemiptera, Cicadellidae.
GUUGCCAGGACAACAUGUCUGAUUCUGCGGCUGCUGCGGUAGCUCUUGUGAUAGUCUGCUGCAGUUCUGUCUGCGGCUUCAAUUACGCAGCUCAAGAUCGACCAGAGGAGGUCCAUGAGGAAAGCUUUCAUCAUGUCAUCGAGCAGAGUGUUGGAGGAUUGUCGCCAAAAGAGAUGAUAAAAGGAUUCAUUCCUGACCUGUCUCUUGGACACCAAUACAUGGAACAUGAAAUGGAAUCAUACGAGGGGCAACAGUCGGAUUUGCCUCACGAGAUACAAGCUGAUCCUCAUUAUGUCAGUGGUACUUUUGGGCAGAGCUGGACAAAACUGAAAUCCAUGAAGCAGUUCACUAUGGGAUCCUGCUCCACAAGACUGGUGACACCCAUGAAUUCAGCCUUGAAAUGUUCAUCCUACAGCGGAUGUCAGGCUACUUGCAAACGAGGCUACACAUUCCCCAGUGGCGAGACACAGAUCUACUUUGUCUGUGACAACGGCAAAUGGAGAGUAAAAGGCUCAACAGACGACACGAUACCUCAGUGCAAACCCACUUGUAUUCCGCCGUGCCAACAUGGAGGAACGUGUGUCUCACCUAACACUUGUGAUUGUCCCGAGUCAUUCUCCGGUCCGUAUUGUCAGUACGAACACAAGCGAUGCCUCGGCUUCCCUCCCAUCCCCAACAACGCCAGACAAGUCUGCAACUCCGAGAGCUGUACUGUGACAUGUCUAGACAAGCAUCAGUUUCCAGAUGGAUCAGGCAUUGCCAAUGUGUUCUGCAAAGAAGGUACUUGGACGCCCGGCCGGCCCGACUGGUUGUCUAUACCUGACUGCAAACCUGUAUGCAUCCCAGAGUGUCAAAAUGGAGGCAGCUGCCUAGCAUUCAACAUGUGCAAUUGUCCCCAGCAGUUCAGAGGGCCUUACUGCCAGUACUCUGUGGAUGCUUGUGACUUCCGCAAGCUCAACUUUAACGGCAACUACAACUGCUCGGAGAGCGGAGGCAUGUACUCGUGCAGUCUCAGUUGUCCGGGAGGGAUGGACUUUGACACUCCCCCCUCCCCUCAGUACUCUUGUCUCUACAGUGAAGGCGUCUUCAGUCCAGCCUCGGUGCCUCAGUGUGUCUUCAGUGGUGAGCAAGAAAGCUCCAACCUAGAGCUGUUGUUUGCUCAUGGCAAGGGACACAUGAUCAGUGAGAUGGAUAUCAAGACCAAACACCGAGGUCGCAAGUUCAAGACCUCGGACCUCUCAGUUGGCUACUCUGACCUGGUCAAACAUCUGUUUGUGUUGGAGACUAAACCACCCACUCCUGGCACUUGUUUCUCCUGGGCUGGUUAUCACUAUAAAACCUUUGAUGGCAGAGUCAUUAGCUUCAAGAGUGGUUGCACUUACACAUUGGCCAGUGAUGUGGUGGACAACACCUUCCAGAUACAAACCACGGCCCACAACUGCUCAGCUACGUCUUGUACCCUCGGCAUCAACGUGUACGUCAACGACAAGAACUACCAGCUCGCACUUGACGAAGGAGGACUGCCAACAGUGAGGUACAACUCGCGUCAGUGGCCGGCUCCUAGUCAGUUGGCAGACCUGAGGACCGAGAUUGUUGGUUACUCUGUUGUGGCAACACUGCCGAAUCUUGGUGUGUCACUGCGUUGGAAUUUACAGGACAUGGUGGAGGUGAAAGUUUCGGAAGCUCUCUGGAAUCGAACCGGUGGUCUUUGUGGACGGAUGGACGGACACGCAACCAACGACCUUGAGACUGUGGAGGACAGUGUGAUGGCCUACGCGAAUAAGUGGCAAUCAGACUCUACUUCUGAAAGAUGCACAAUUCCAGUGGAGGAAGACGCGUGUUUAGAUUCAGCUUCUCAACAGAGCGCUCAUCAGUUCUGCAACAGGCUUAUGGUGGACAAACGCUUCGACGCUUGCAGAAAGAUUUUGCCCACCAGACAGUACUACGAAGCCUGCCGCUGGGACUUUUGCAGCUGUAAAGAUACAGAGCAGCAAACUUGUGGCUGCAGAUCCAUCAGCAUGUUCGUACGUGAUUGUCUGCAGAAAGGGGAGAAGUCAGUGGUCAAUUGGAGGGACGAGGAUAACUGUCCUGUCAAAUGCCAUGGUGGAAGAGUGUAUCAGGCUUGUGGUCCGACAGCUGUUGCUACCUGUAUCACUGAAGAGUCUGCGCUGGUGAGUGAGGCGUGUGAGGAAGGAUGUUUCUGUCCACAAGGCAUGAGGCUACACGAGGGGAGGUGUAUCCCGCGGGAACAGUGUCCCUGUUACCUCCGGGGCAAACCCUUCCCUUCCGGACACAAGGUCGCUAAGGGCUGCAACACAUGUGAGUGCGUCGGAGGUCAGUGGUCAUGUACGGAGGUGGAGUGUCAGGCGAGGUGUGCUGCCAUAGGAGAUCCUCACUACGUCACGUUCGACGGCCGCAGGUACAACUUCAUGGGCACGUGUUCCUACACACUGUUACAGACCAGCAACUACACUGUGGCCGCUGAGAACAUCGCUUGUGAUGGAAGCAUCUCGGAGAGUAUGGGUUUCUCAAUAGCUGCAGGAUCAUCGCCCUCGUGUACCAAGGCUGUAACUAUCUCUCUGGGAGAACAGGUGAUCAAGUUGAAGCAGAACAAAGAAGUGACCGUCAACAAUGAGGAUGUUGAGAGUCUCCCAGUCAGUGUCGGAGGAGCUUACAUCAGGAUUGCAUCAUCUUUGUUCUUACAAGUGGAGCUGUCUGAUGGUUUAGAAGUGUGGUGGGAUGGGCAAACUAGGGUUUACAUCACCGCUCCGCCCUCACUCAAGGGGAAAACCAAGGGCCUUUGUGGAACUUUCAAUGGGAACCAGAAAGAUGACUUUUUGACGCCCGAAGGCGACGUGGAGCAAGACGCUGUUGCUUUUGCCAACAAAUGGAAAACUCGAGAGGUUUGUGACAACAGCGAGGUCAGUGUCUCACAUCCGUGUGACAAACAUGUCGGGCGCCGUAAACUGGCCGAGAGUCACUGCGCAAACAUCACCAGCAGUUUGUUUGCAGACUGCCACUAUCUGGUGGAUCCUGCGCCGUUCUACGAGGACUGUCUGUUUGACGUCUGCUCUUGCAGCGGACCUACACCCCAGUGUCUGUGCCCCGUCAUGUCAGCCUACGCCAAGGAGUGCGGCUUCCAAGGGGCGACGAUCGACUGGAGGGACAAAGUCAAAGAAUGUGGUAUCCAGUGUCCGAGUGGUCAGCAGUACAAGGUAUGUGGCAGCACUUGUGAAAGGUCAUGUGGAGACCUGGACAGGCCUUGUCCCCACCAUUGGAGCUGUGUGGAAGGCUGCUACUGCCCCGCCGGCCUCACUCUCGGCCCUGCUGGGGACUGUGUGCCUGUAUCUACAUGCGCCUGUGUACAUCACGGUAUGGAGUAUCCCCCCGCUCACAAGGAAAUACGACCUGGCACUAAGGGACUGCAGUUCUGUGAGUGCAAAAACGGCAAGUGGCAGUGUUCGACUGCGUCUGCAGAACAGAUCCGAGACUAUCCGAACCAGUCGCUGGAGCUGAGGACUUCCUGCAGCGCCACGAGACAUCAGGAGUUUACACACUGUGAGCCUCCGGAGCCUGUCACAUGCAAGAACAUGCACGCACCACCGCAGUCUACCCCGGCUAUCUGCAGGUCUGGCUGUGUGUGUCGUAGAGGCUACGUUCUGGACUCUCUUACCAAGCAGUGUGUCAGACCAGCGCAGUGUCCGUGUCAUCACGGAGGACAGAGCUACUCGGACGGUACCAAGAUACAAGAGGACUGUAACACCUGCACGUGCGAGGGUGGUCAGUGGAUCUGUAGCCAGCGUCAGUGUCCCGGGGUGUGUCGAGCCUGGGGCGAUUCACACUUCCGCACGUUCGAUGACCGCAUAUUUGACUUCCAGGGAGCCUGUGACUACAUGUUGGCGAAGGGAUCUCUUUCUGACAGUGACUCGUUCAAUGUUGCUUUGGAGAUUGUUCCGUGUGGCUCGUCAGGAGUGAGUUGUUCCAAAUCAGUCACUCUCUCAGUCGGCUCGGGAGACAAACAUGAAACCGUUACCUUCAAGGCUGGCAAAAGUGUACCAUCUGUUAUAGGACUUAACAGGAUCACAGUGAGACAAGCAGGUUUGUUUGUUUUUGCCGAGGUGGCAGACCUGGGAAUAGUUCUACAAUGGGAUAAAGGAACAAGAGUCAUUCUGAAAGCAGAUCCCAAAUGGGAAGGAAGGCUGAAAGGUCUGUGUGGCAACUACAACGGAGAUGAGAAAGAUGACUUCCAGACUCCCUCUGGAGGGAUCAGUGAAGUGUCCGCUCAGCUGUUCGGGGACUCCUGGAGACUCCAGCCUUACUGUCCGGACGCUCAUCCUGUUGUUGAUACUUGCAAAUUGCAUCCAACUCGUAAGUCCUGGGCUGUUAAGAAAUGUGGAAUCCUCAAGUCUUCGUUGUUCCGUCCUUGUCACUCAGAAGUUCCAAUCGAGCCUUACCUUGACAGAUGUAUUUUUGACACGUGUGGCUGUGACCAGGGAGGAGACUGUGAAUGUUUGUGUACGGCCCUUGCUGCGUACGCUCACGAGUGUAAUGCUCACGGAGUCCACAUCAAGUGGCGGUCACAACAGCUGUGUCCUAUCCAGUGUGACGAGACAUGUUCAGAGUACAAGCCCUGUGUUCAGACCUGUCCUCUAGUCACCUGUGACAAUGUCUUGAUCUACAAGUCUCAGUCUGGUUUGUGUCAGGAGGACGUCUGUGUUGAAGGGUGUGAUGUGAAGCCUUGCCCAGAAGGUCAGGUCCACCACAACACCACAGACAUGACAUGUGUGCCCGUAGCAGAGUGUAAGCCUGUGUGUAUGACUGUGGACGGGAAACAAUACUUUGAGGGGGACUUCAUGGAGGGAGACGACUGUUACAGCUGCUUCUGUUCCCGUCACAAGAAGACAUGUUCGGGCCAGCCUUGCACCACGCCUCCCCCCACCACUCCCCCCACUGUCCCUGCGCUGGACCAGCCCGUGGCGUGUGUCCCAGGGUGGUCGGAGUGGAUGAGCAAUGAUCAACCAAUCCCGGGCAAGAAAGAGACCGAUGUAGAGCCUCUACCGUCACUGCAACAGUUCAAAUCGGUGGCCAGAAGUGUUAAAGGAGUCAAGAAGACUGUAAGCAGUGGUCAAUGUGGACUGGAGGCUAUGAGAGACAUAGAGUGUAGAGUGGUCGGCUCCAAGCAGCACUACAAGGACACUAUGCAGGAUGUGGAGUGUAGUCUGGAGAAUGGACUUGUCUGUCGCGGAGACUGUCACGACUACGAGAUCAGAGUGUUGUGUCAGUGCGGUCCAACAAGUACUUCUACAACAACUGUUACAACUACGACAACAACAACACAAAAAACAACAGAAGUGUUUACAACCCAGCCAACAACAACCACCUCUACUGUAGCUCCUACCACCAUUCAGAAAGAAGUGGAAUUGGUGACGUGUGACGUACUGACACCGCUGUCAGCUCACCCUGAAGACUGCCGCAGGUACUACCAGUGUGUAGAGACGGACCGAGGACUGGAGAAGAUGGAGCGAGAGUGUGCGCCGAUGUUGUGGUACAACCCGGAGACUAUGAAUUGUGAUUGGCCGGAGCAAGUGAAGCUGAUACGUCCCGAGUGUCAAGUGACAGAGUCCAAGCCUAAGUGCGAAGACUCGUGGAGUGAAUGGGUGAAUGUCUCCCAUCCUUCUAUCGAUGACGGAGACUUUGAAACCUUCAGCAAGAUAGCAGAGGCAGGUAUCACUCUGUGUCCUGGAUCCAACGGGUUCAUCAAAGAUAUCCAGUGCCAGUACAAGUCUGCUGUCUCUGCAAAAGUGGUCAGCAAAAAAGGAGGCAAGAAGUCAGUGAAGAAGGGCAAGUCCAGUCUGGUAGAGAAGGACUACCGAGAGUCCCCUGAUGUGGACGUUGUGUGUUCUCCUUCUACAGGACUGAGCUGUCUCAACUACAAACAAGAGGACGGACGAUGCGAGGACUAUAGUAUCAGAGUGCUUUGUGGCUGUGAAAGUAAAUCAGAAGAAACAAUUGUAGAACAGGGAAAAACUGAAGAACCUGUUACAAGCCCUAUAGGAGAAGGCUGCAGAAGUGAUGAACAAUGGAUUGACUGCAAUCUACAGUGCGAUCAGCUGUGUUUGUACUACGAACAUGUGAUGCUAGUGGAAGGGAAGUGCACCACUGGCCGGAAAUGUGUACCUGGAUGUUGGCCCCGAGGAUCAGUGUCGGGUUGUCCUGCUGGAUUCCGUUGGCGAGAGUGGGGCUCUUGCGUCAGAGUGGACGACUGUACUUGUAGGUCUUCUACUGGAGCUAUAGUAAAGCCUGGCGAAGUGAUCCAUGAGUCAGACUGUAAGGUUUGCAUCUGUGAGAAUAACCACUACACUUGUGACGACUCUGCCUGCCGUACAACCACGACAACCACAGAACAACCUACCACAACCACGACCACGGUUCCAACCACGUUGGUUGUACCGAGCACUGUUAGCCCACCACCACCAUGUGAUCAGGACAGGCUCACUCCACUGAUGUCCAAGGUGCCAGGAUCGGCUUUGAGUGCCUCGUCUAGCAUGUCAGGAUAUGAGCCGGACAAUGGGAGGCUGAAACUGGGAGGAGCCACAGCCGAAUGGGAGGAGACAGGAGGUUGGCAACCUACUGAGAGUAGGGAGGGAGAAUAUUUCCAGAUUGACCUGGGAGUGUUGGAACCAGUGUAUGGUGUGUGGACUGCUGGCAACAAGGAACAACACAUCACUAGCUACCAGAUACUGUACAGCUCAGAUAAUGUCAGUUACAGCUAUGUGUCUGUCUAUGGACUACCAGAGAUAUUCCGAGGAUCUCUGACAGGAGAACCCCUGCUGCAGAUGUUCUCUACUCCAGUCGAGGCUAGGUUUGUGCGAGUGUUACCUCAGUCCUGGACAGGCUCUAUUGUUAUGAAAGUAGAACUGCUUGGUUGUGGUGAACAGAUUAACACACAACCAACCACAGAACCAACCACAACCACCACGGUCGUUCCUACCACACUAGCUCCAGUGUGCACGGAUGAGAUGGGGUUGGACGCAGGUACACUGAGCCCCAGUCAGGUAUCAGUUUCCUCCGCCAAGCAGACCAACUUCAACACCAGAGAUGCUGCUCUGUCUGCUGAGCGGGGCUGGAUACCUCUUCUUAGCUCUCCCAGCGAGUGGAUACAGUUUGACCUGACAUCAGAGAGAGUGUUGACUGGAAUCAAGACACGAGGGUCCCCAGAGGCUGUGGAAGGCAUGUAUGAGCCUGUGUGGGUCACUUGUGGCCAGAGACCUCACAAGACUGACUUUGACCUGACAUCAGAGAGAGUGUUGACUGGAGUCAAGACAGGAGGGUACCCAGAAGCUUUGGAAGGCAUGUAUGAGCCUGUGUGGGUCACUUGUGGCCAGAGACCUCACAAGACUGACUUUGACCUGACAUCAGAGAGAGUGUUGACUGGAGUCAAGACAGGAGGGUACCCAGAAGCUUUGGAAGGCAUGUAUGAGCCUUUUGACCUGACAUCAGAGAGAGUGUUGACUGGAGUCAAGACACGAGGGUCCCCAGAGGCUGUGGAAGACAUGUAUGAGCCUGCGUGGGUCACUAGCUACAGAGUCACAUACAGCCACGACAGUGUCAACUGGAACGUCAUACUGUCUCCCGACGGAACUGAGAAGGUGUUCUUGGCCAACUACGACAGCGGUUCUAUUUACACCAACUACUUUGACAAGCCUCUCCAUGCACGAUACAUCAGAAUAUACCCCAACAGCUGGCACAACAUUCCUGCUCUCAGGGUUGAAAUACUCGGCUGCUUCUUGCCUUAUCCAACAGUGACAACAGUUGAGGUGCCAACCACGGCGGGGCCAGAGCCGCUGUGUAAUGUGUGUGAGGGAGCCCCGCCUGUCACACCUUGUCCCUGUACCUCGGACAGUUGGUGGGAUGGGGAACAAUGCACCAACAGAACACUGUGUCCUUGCUACGUGGGACAUAUACCAUACUCAGUUGGUGCCACUUACGACACAGAGGAUUGUGACCAAUGCAUCUGUAGCCUCAACGGACAAUCUCGCUGCUCCAAGAAAGUCUGCCCGUCUUGUCUUGAGGGUCUCCAAGCCGUGUUGACUACUACUUGUGGUUGCGUCUGCAAACCCUGUCCCGAGGAUACGAGACUCUGUCCUACGUCCAACGUUUGUAUCAACAGUACACUCUGGUGUGACGGCAUGGUGGACUGUCCUGAUGAUGAGGUUGACUGUACCACCACCACGGUCACUACAACUACUACAACAACUACUGCGAAACCUGUUACCAGGAAGAUAACUACACCUGCUCCAGUUGCCAGACUCAAGGAGUGUCCCAAAGUUGAGUGUCCAGAGGGAUUCGAGGUAGUCUUCACUUCAAGUCAAACAGAAGCAGAAUUCAUGGAGCCCCAGUGGUCAAAGUGGAGCUCAAUGUUUAAGGGAGUCAAAGGAGGGGUUAAAGGAGGGGUAAAAGGAGGCCGAAGACACCAAAAGCCCGUGAAAAUAAAAUCCAUCCUGAUCUGUCCGCAGUAUAAAUGUGUACCUUCUAAGCCAAAAGAGGAAAGUUGUCCUGUUCCAAAAUGUGCUGAGGACUAUGAUCUAAAGAUGCUGGAGGCAGUGGCAGACAAGUGCCCAGAGUACAGUUGUGAGCAGAGACAUGUGCCUGAAGGGAAAUGUAACAUCACUGGUCGUACCUUCGACACAUUCGACGGCACCGAGUACAAGUACGACAUCUGCGACCACACUUUGGCACAAGACAUGGUCAACAAGCAGUGGCAGAUUAAAUUGAAGAAGAUUUGCCCUUACGUGGGAUCUUGCUCUAAAGCUCUACUGAUUACCCAGCAGAAUCACAAACUUCAGUUCAAUGAAGAUCUAUCUAUAACCUACAAUGGAUACAACUACAGCGUACCCCAGAUGCAGAAAGUUGGAAGCCAGACUAGGGAGUUUGCUCUGAAGCAAGUCAGCAACAAGUUUAUCAUCUUUGGCAGCAUCUUGGACUUCACGGUUGUUUGGGACGUGCAAGGCAACGUCAAGAUAACGGUGCCGGGCAGUGCUAGAGGCCAGGUGGAUGGAUUGUGUGGUUACUUUGACGGACAAGCAGACAACGACCGACGUCGCCCGGACGGCAGCCUCGCACGUUCCACUCAGGAGUUCGGAGACAGUUGGGGAGACACCAGCUGUGAAACACACGUCUGUCCUCUGCAUGUACAGGACCAGGCUUGGCAGAUGUGCAGUGUCAUCAAGAAGGAGCCGCUGGCUCAGUGUGAAGGCGCCAUCUCUCUAGACAAGGCGGUCGCUCAGUGUGUAGAGUCAGUGUGUGCCUGUGAGGAGCGUAACACCUCCACCUCCGCCGCCUGCAGGUGUGAAGCUCUACUAGGGGUGGUCACUCAGUGUCAGGCGGCUCGGCCAGACGUACAGCUACAUCAGUGGCGUCUGCACCACGACUGUCCUGUGGAGUGUAGUGCCCCGCUGGUCUACCAGGAGUGUUACUCACGAGUGUGUGAGCCUAGCUGUGCUGACCUACUGACAGAGGACCCGUGCCCCGCUGUCCCCGCCCAGUGUUUCCCAGGCUGCUACUGCCCCGCUGGACUUGUCAGAGAAGGCAACCAGUGUGUCAAACCAGCUGAUUGCAGAGAUUGUGUUUGUGAUGGAUUUGGAAAGACAAGGUUUGUCACUUUCGAUCGUGUGGAUUUCACCUUCAACGGUAACUGCACCCACGUCCUAGCAAAGACAGUGGAUAACAGCCAAGCACCCAAGUUCAAGGUUCUGGUGACAAGUGGAGUAUGUGGAGAUGACUCGAGUGAGACUUGUGUCAAGAGUGUCACAGUUCUCUUCCAAGACCACACUGUAAUGCUGGGUGGCUCCAACACAAACCAGACGGCUCUAGUGGACGGCGCUAGUAUACGUCUGCCUGUAGAUCUAGGGUGGGCCGGGCUGGGUGUGACGGCCAGCAAAGACAUGACAUUGGCCAUCCCUGCGGCCGAGCUGGACAUUGUGUUCUACGGAGUUGACCUCGGCUUCUCACUAAGACUUCCUUCUCAUAUAUACAAGGGCAACACUCAAGGACUGUGUGGUAGUUGCAAUAACAAUCAAACAGAUGAUCUUACGACAAGUCUUGGUGAAAUCACUGAGGACGCAGACAAGUUUGGAAAGAGUUGGAGAGCAACGGAUCUCCCCUCAGUUCUAGGUAAGGAGGAGCAGUGCUCUGUUGUUGUCAACAACAAUACCUGCACUCUUCCCCCGCCGGAGAAUGAUUUCUGCCUUAAACUUAUGGAUGAAGCCAUCUUUGGAAGGUGUCAUGCUGUAGUAGACCCCUCGCCCUACGUAGAGUUGUGCCACCAGUCCUGGUGCCGCCAUAGUCUCGCAGGAUGCAAGGACCUGGAGCCCUACGCUAGAGAAUGUCAGACUGCUGGUGUCUGUGUGCCGUGGCGCUCCCACCAACUCUGCCCGUACCUCUGUCCUCCAGGUCUGGAGUACAAGGCUUGUGGUUUGGGCUGUGACAUCACCUGUGACACCGUGGAGUUGUUCACCAGAGAUCCUGCGGCUUGUACAAACCCUCCCUCCGAGUCCUGCGUCUGUCCUGACAACAAGGUGUGGAAGAACAACAGCUGUGUGGCCGUGUCAAAAUGUCAGCCAUGUGAUGUGGAAGGUCACUACCCUGGAGACACCUGGACGCCUGACAUCUGUACCACCUGCACUUGUCAGGUUGGCAACAGUGUCCAGUGCCAGCGCACACAAUGUCCUUCAAUGGUCACGGUGUGCGAGAGAGGGUUCAAGUCCAUCGUGGUGCAAGGAACAGAAGCUGAAUGCUGUCCCAAGUACAUCUGUGUUCCAGAGCCCAAGGAGCUGCUGGCUACAUGUCCUCCUCCUCAACAACCCGUCUGCGGCUACGGUCAAAUACUGAAGAUUGAGACUGGACCUAGUGGAUGUCAAGAGUUCAUCUGUCAGUGCCUGCCGAGUGAUGAGUGUCCCGACAUCAGCAGUCUGAUGGUGUUUACUGCCGAGGCUGGGAUGCACGCUGUCCUCAACAACUCAGGCUGCUGUCCUCGUAUAGACGAGGUGUGUCGUGUUGAGACCUGUCCGCCACCCCCCACCUGCCCCGCCUUCAUGGAGGUGGCCUCCAGAGAUGUGGAGCGGUGCUGCCCACAGUACAGAUGUGAACCACCAAAGGAAACGUGUUUAUAUGAGAUGGAGUUUAUCGAAGAUGUCGAAGGAGGUGAGAGGAAGAGGUCAGCAUCGGAAAAGUUUACUGUGGCCAAGAAAGAAGGAGAAGUAUGGGAGGACGGACCGUGUCGGACGUGCACGUGUGAGAGUCAUGGCUGGAGAGCCAAGUGUUCCGUGCAGCAAUGUCCAGCAGCUCCGGACACAGAGGACUUUGUCGUACAAGCUGUGCCGAGACCCAAGCACUGCUGUCCCGAGUACCAACGCACCGCUUGUCGCCACGGAGGAAAAGUCUAUAAGGAAGGUGAAGUGUUCCCAGUGUCCGAUGGAGAUCUGUGUAAGAAUAUCACUUGUCUGAGGACAGAAUCUGGAGACUUGACAUUGUACGAGACAGCUGAGAGUUGCAACAAGGCCUGCGCUAUGGGUUGGGAAUACACAGAGCCAGUGUUCUCCAAUCGCUGUUGCGGAGAGUGUCGUCCAGUCGCGUGUGUGGUCAACGGAACUCUUCACGCGAGAGGCAGUUCCUGGCAGAGCGGCGACAACUGUACGACCUUCACUUGCGACAUCACCGGGAAACAGGUCCAGGUGAUAACAUCGCAAGAGCAAUGUCCUGUGAUAGACUGUUCAGAAGAUAGACAAUACAAAGAUGGAUGUUGUAUCAGGUGCAACAUGACUGUUGGUGAAGCUAAAAGUUCAUGCAUGCCUGAGCCGGUGCCAUCCAAUGAGACGUUGAGGCUGGUCAGAGUGGUGCUGCCAUCUCACGGGAUCUGUGAGAACUACAACGCAAUCAACGGCUUUACCGAGUGUCAAGGCACUUGCGACUCUUAUACAUACUACAGCAGAGAGAGUGACAAGCAUGAGAGCCAGUGUAAGUGUUGUCAGGCUGUUCAGUAUGCUACCAUCAACGUUAACCUCAUGUGUGAAGAUGGCUUCUUCGCUGAAAAGGAGGUGUCAGUUCCUUCAAAGUGCAGCUGUGAAAGUUGUGGAGAAGCUACGAAGACUAAAGGAAAGCCAUCUAAAUAUGUUAAAGCCUGAUUAUUUGGUUGAAUUGUAAAUUAUUGUAAAUAAAAAACCCUAAAAUAU